This is a messenger RNA of Grus americana (Whooping crane), 10320 nucleotides long. RefSeq names its product tenascin R (gene TNR). The transcript is spliced from 23 exons. Bases 1339 to 5406 code for a protein of 1355 amino acids. Gene Ontology annotation, molecular function: protein binding. The record is from RefSeq and is a predicted model, not a curated record. NCBI's taxonomy places the organism in Eukaryota, Metazoa, Chordata, Aves, Gruiformes, Gruidae.
CUAUGACAUCGAGCAGCAGGAAAAAUUCUUGGGAGGGGGGAAAAAAGCGAGGUUUUUUGGACAUCUCUUAGGAAUAAACGCUGAGAAAGAAAACAAAGCAUGAACCUUCCUUGGCCAACGUGCAGUGCAAGGGGAGAAGGUGGUUCCGGUUCUUGCAGGACCGCAGCAUCUCGCAGGGCUCCGUGCACCAUUCCAGGUGACGGAGGGCUCCGUGCACCCAUCGCAGCCUCUUUUCAUCUGCCUGGAAUUGCAAGUGCGUGCACCGUGCCUGCUACGGGCUGCGGUGGAAAAUAGCUCAUGGGGGAGGAAACACACUCUCGUCUGUGCUAGCUGCUUGCCCAAAGGCUCUGGUCCAUGCGGCAGCAGAGAGAGGCAGGUUAAUUUUUUCCUCUCCUAGUUUUGCCUUCUCUUAAAGGCAUUGCCAUCUCCCCAGUUUGUUUGGGGAGAUAUAUCAACCUUGAUGCUCUUGUUUGACUCCCAAAAUGUGGUGGUGGGGAGCAAUGUGGGGCUGGUUUUCACCUGGAGCCUUGCUCGAGUAGCAGAGGGAGAGCUCCGUGAGCAUCUCCAACCCCAUCAUCUUCCCCAAAAUCCAUCCGCCCCUCCGAGGGUUGGGCAGCGCGCUGUCACUUAGUGUCUUAAAAUCCUUUCAGGCAGCCAAGAAAAAUAAUUUGGAGACUUUCAGAGGAAAAAAAAAAAAAAAUCAAACGUAAAGGCCAUCCUUAGGAGGCGUGAGUAAUAGCAUGUGACAGCUGAAACCAAGCCAGCAGCGCGAGCUCGACGUGAAUCCCAAACCGGCGAGUGCCGCUGCGCCCUCCCAGCCCCGCCUGCCUUCCCACCGCCCCGCUCCGCACCAGGGGCCGUGCCAGGAAGGAGAGCAGCCCCAGGGGCUUUUAAUUCAGAAAUGAAAUGUGUUCGUUGAAAGGUUCCCUCGUUGUAACCCCUUUGGCAUCGUGAGCCUCCCGGAGGGGGCUGGCCAACGCCGUGGGGAGCCACAAGCACGGCGUUGGGCUCCAAUGGACCGAGCCAUGGAGGUGCGACGGCGCUGGACCAUCCCACGUGUCCCCUUCUCUGGACGCCGCAGUGAGGAUGGUGACCGCCAGAGGAUGGGCAACUCGUGCUGCAGGAACCUGUAGCGCCCUGAUGUCGCUGGGGGAUGCUGCAAUCCUCACCGGAGCCGUGAAGCUGCCUCUGCCCCACGGGGCUGGGAGGAGGAGGACGGAGAGGGAGCCCAGCACCACGCAGCCAGCGAGGGGACAUCCCCAGCACCGUCUGACCCAGGUCCUCCCCGCGCUUGGCUGACCAAGGCUGGCUUAGAAGGCUCUUCCCUCUCCCAAGAAAAUGGGGACUGACAGUGAAAACCCAGUCCUGAGGAACAUGCUCAUCAGCUUCAACUUGCUCCUGCUGGGUGCCGUCCUCAAACCUUUCGAGUGCCGGUUGGAGGUGACAACAGAACCGGCCCAGAGGCCGGUGGUGGAUGAGGAGGGUGGCCUUGCCAACUGCAGCCCACCCAUCAAAGAGCAGCCCAUGGUCUUCCACCACAUCUACAACAUCAACAUCCCCCUGGACAGCUGCUGCUCAUCCAUGUUCAAGUCUUCGGCCGAGGAGGUGAGUUCAGAAGACGACCGGCUGGCAGAGUACGCGGAGCAGACCUCCGACAGCGAGAGCCAGGUCACCUUCACCCACAGGAUAAACUUGCCCAAGCAGGCCUGCAAGUGCUCCACCUCCCUCCCGUCCCUGCAGGAGCUGCUGAGCAGGAUUGAGAUGCUGGAGAGGGAGGUCUCCAUGCUCCGGGACCAAUGCAACUCCAAUUGCUGCCAAGAAAAUGCAGCCACAGGGCAGCUGGAUUACACCCCGCAGUGCAGCGGCCACGGGAACUUCAGCCUGGAGUCGUGCAGCUGCGUGUGCAUGGAGGGCUGGGCGGGCAGCAACUGCUCCGAGCCCCGCUGCCCCCGGGGCUGCUCCAGCCGUGGCGUCUGCCUGGAGGGUCAGUGCAUCUGCGACAACGACUACGGGGGUGAGGACUGCUCCCAGCUCCGCUGCCCCGCCGGCUGUGGCUCCCGCGGGCUCUGCGUGGAUGGCGAGUGCGUCUGCGAGGAGGGUUUCGCCGGGGAGGAUUGCUCCCAGCUGCGGUGCCCCCACGACUGCUCGGGGAAGGGCCACUGCGUCAACGGUACAUGCAUCUGCCAGGAGGGCUACGCCGGGGAGGACUGCAGGUGGCUGCACUGCCCCAACGCCUGCAGUGGCCGCGGGGUCUGCCAGGAUGGUCUCUGCGUCUGCGAGGAAGGCUACGAAGGGCAGGACUGCUCAGCAGUGGCUCCUCCCGAAAACCUGCGAGUGACGGGAAUCAGCGACAGCUCCAUCGAGCUGACGUGGGACAGCCCUGGGGUGGCCACAGAGUACGUCGUCUCGUAUCAGCCGGUGGGGCCGGGGGGCACCCAGCUCCAGCAGCGGGUGCCCGGGGACUGGAGCAGCAUCACCAUCACGGACCUCGAGCCGGGCGUUGCAUACAACAUCAGUGUCUACGCAGUCAUCAGCGACGUCUUGAGCAUUCCUGUUACCUCCAAGGUGAUGACCAACCUCGCCACGCCGCAGGGGCUGAAGUUCAAGACCAUCACAGAGACGACAGCGGAGGUGCAGUGGGAGCCCUUCUCCUUCCCCUUCGACGGCUGGGAGAUCAGCUUCAUCCCCAAGAAUAACGAGGGCGGUGUGAUCGCCCAGCUCCCCAGCACCGUCACCACCUUCAACCAGACGGGGCUGAAGCCAGGGGAGGAGUACACCGUCACCGUGGUGGCCCUGAAGGAACAAGCGAGGAGCCCUCCCACCUCCGACAGCGUCUCAACCCUCAUCGACGGCCCGACGCAGAUCCUGGUGCGGGACGUCUCCGACACGGUGGCCUUCGUGGAGUGGACGCCGCCGCGCGCCAAGGUGGACGCCAUCCUGCUGAAGUACGGGCUGGCGGACGGGGAGGGCGGGAGGACCACCUUCCGCCUGCAGCCCCCCCUCAGCCAGUACUCCCUGCAGGCCCUGCGCCCCGGCGCCCGCUACCGCCUGGCCGUCAGUGCCCUCCGGGGUGCCAACGAGAGCCGGCCGGCCCUCGCCCAGUUCACCACAGAGAUCGAUGCCCCCAAGAACCUACGGGUGGGCUCGCGGACGCCCGCCAGCCUCGAGCUCGCCUGGGACAACAGCGAGGCCGAGGCACACAGCUACAGGGUGGUCUACAGCACCCUGGCCGGGGAGCACUACCAUGAAGUCCUGGUGCCGCGUGACACCGGCCCCACCACCCGGGCCACCCUCGCAGAUCUGGUGCCGGGGACAGAGUACGGCAUCGGGAUUUCAGCUGUGAUGGACAGCCAGCAGAGUGUGCCAGCAACCAUGAACGCCAGGACCGAGCUUGACAGCCCCCGGGACCUCCUGGUGACAGCUUCCACAGAGACGUCCAUCUCGCUGACCUGGACCAAAGCCACAGGUCCCAUCGACCACUACCGUGUCACCUUCACCCCCGCCUCGGGUAUGGCCUCCGAAGUGACAGUGCCCCGGCACGAGUCGCAGCUCACCCUCUCGGACCUGGAGCCCGGGACGGAGUACACUAUCUCCAUCAUUGCCGAGAGGGGACGCCAGCAGAGCCUGGAAGCCACCGUGGAUGCCUUCACAGGGGCCCGGCCCAUCACGCAGCUCCACUUCUCCCAGCUGACGUCCUCCAGUGUGAACGUCACGUGGAGUGAUCCGUCCCCACCAGCAGACCGCCUCGUCCUCACCUACGGUGCCCGGGACGAGGAGGAGGCACAGCAGCUCACGCUCGAUGGCACCCGCAGGCACGCCAGCCUGACGGGCUUGCGGCCAUCCACCGAGUACCUGGUGUCGCUGAUGGCCAUGCAUGGUGCCAUUAGCUCCGAGCCUGUCGUGGAAUCCAUCACAACAGGGAUCGAUGCGCCGAAGGACCUCAGGGUGAGCAAUGUCACCCAGGAGUCCAUGAUCAUCUACUGGACCCCUCCCAUUUCUGCCUUCGACCACUACAGAAUAUCCUACCGUGCUGCGGAAGGGAGGACAGACAGCACCGCCAUCGCCAGCGAUGCCACCGAGUAUACCCUCCGCCGCCUGCAGCCAGCCACCAAGUACGAGAUCGGGGUGAAGAGCAUGCGGGGCCGGGAGGAGAGCGAGGUGUCCUCCAUCACUGUGCACACAGCCAUGGAUGCCCCCCUGGGCGUCACAGCCACCAAUGUCACCCCCACCGAGGCGCUGCUGCAGUGGAACCCGCCGCUGUCAGAGGUGGAGAGCUACGUCCUCGUCCUCACACGCCACGCAGUUGCAGGAGAAACAGUUCUUGUGGAUGGAGUCAACCAGGAGUACCAGCUGACCAACCUCCUGCCCAGCACCACCUACACAGUCUCUAUGUACGCCACCAACGGGCCUCUCACCAGCCAGACCAUCAGCACCAAUUUUACAACUCUUUUGGAUCCUCCAACAAAUCUGACUGCCAGCGAAGUCACUCGACAGAGCGCCCUGCUCUCCUGGGUGCCUCCUGUGGGAGAGAUCGAGAACUACAUCAUGACCUACAGAUCCACCGAUGGCAGCCGGAAGGAGCUGAUUGUAGAUGCCGAGGACACGUGGAUCCGCCUGGAAGGGCUUUCUGAGACCACAGAGUACACUGUGCGCCUGCAAGCUGCCCAACACGCCAUGCGGAGCGGCUUCAUCUCCACCACCUUCACCACAGGCGGCCGUGUCUUUGCUAACCCACAGGACUGCGCCCAGCACCUGAUGAACGGAGACACACUGAGCGGCAUCUACACCAUCUCCAUCAACGGGGACCUCAGCCAGCGGGUCCAGGUCUACUGCGACAUGACCACCGACGGAGGCGGCUGGAUUGUCUUCCAGAGGCGGCAGAAUGGACUGACCGAUUUCUUCCGGAAAUGGGCAGAUUACCGGGUUGGCUUUGGAAACCUGGAGGAUGAGUUUUGGCUGGGCUUGGACAACAUCCACAAGAUCACGUCCCAAGGGCGCUAUGAGUUGCGAAUAGACAUGAGGGAUGGCCAGGAAGCAGCGUACGCCUACUACGACAAGUUCUCCAUUGGUGACUCCCGGAGCCUGUACAAGCUGCGAAUCGGGGACUACAACGGCACUUCAGGGGACUCCCUCACCUAUCACCAGGGCCGCCCCUUCUCCACCAAGGACAGGGACAACGACGUCGCUGUGACCAACUGCGCCAUGUCCUACAAAGGGGCCUGGUGGUACAAGAACUGCCACCGCACCAACCUCAACGGCAAGUACGGAGAGUCCCGGCACAGUCAGGGGAUUAACUGGUACCAUUGGAAAGGCCACGAGUUCUCCAUCCCCUUCGUGGAAAUGAAGAUGCGACCUUACAACCACCGUAACAUCUCUGGGAGGAAGCGACGGUCCCUACAGCUCUGAGCCAGCUGAACCCCCUCCCACCUCCCGCCACCUGACCUUUUCUGUCAUUUGUUUGUAUUUUAUAAUAUGAAAAGGGGAAAAAAAAAUAAUUACUACUCGCCUGAGAUAGCAACCUGCCCCUCACGAGUGCUGGAGGGAACCACGGCACAAGCAAAGGCUGUGGGAAAGGAAAGAUCUCAUUGCUUUGCAUCUGUCCCAGAGAAAUACCAAAUUUCCAGUCUCCCUACCCCAAUACUCUGGCCCUUAACACGAGAAGAAAGAGAGAGAGAGAGACAGACAGAUUUUUGAUAUUUUUUUAAAAGACUUAGAAAUCCCCAGCAAACCCCAUUAGAAACAUUUGUCACGGGGCUUGUGGCAGAAACAUUCCCACAGGGACCUUGGUGCGGCCAUUUCCACCCCAGUCAUGGCCAGGGACACCUGCCCUCUCCCUGCCUCCCUGUCCCCUCCUGGGAAGGAGGUGCCAAGCUUCAUGCCAUCCUGUAGACACCAACUCUUUCAGCAGGCAGAGACCCGUCUCUCCUCGUGGCCAAGGACACACAGCCUGGUCGUCCCUCCCCUACAUGCAGUCACUGUACACAUGGAGACAAAGGGAGGAUGAGCAAACACAAGGCUCAUCCCAUCCCCAGUUUUCACAGAUCACACCAGGAAUGCUUGGUGAACAUCACGUGCAUGUGCAGGUGAACUCUAGAAAACCCACAGCUCAUGUCUUGGCACCACCACAGCCAAAGUCAUCCUCAUGUACAUGAGGUGCAGGGGAACAAGAGCUGCUCCACUGACCCCAACCUGCAUCAUCCACUCCUCCAAGCUGAAUUCACCCCACUCCAGGGACAUGCCAUCUGCCUGGGUUAUGCUGAGCUUGAUGGAGAAAAAAGGAGUCAAAUUCGAGGACUUGGGAGAAAAAUCACUGCUUGUGGUCUUGAAGUCUACGGCCCAGUUCCUCUGCUAUUUCUAUAUGCCACCGCGCUGUCUCUCACAGAGAUCAUUGGACCCAAACCAAAGCAUCUCAGAGAAGGAGCAGCAACCAAAAGAGCUGUCACACAACCACAGCCCAGACAGCAGCCAGCACAGCCCAGACAGCAGCCAGCACAGCCCAGGUGCUCUUGUUCAGGGACCUCCACGCACAUGGGAAGGAUGAUGACGCAGCCAAGGGAAGACAAGUGCAAGCUGAGAAACGCCCGUUCCCUUCCUUCUUCUAUACCAUCCCUCUUUGCCGCCAUCACAAGAGGGACUCAAAUCUCAGUGCCUUGGUACCACCAUCUCUCUAACAGGUAACCGUUUCCCCUCCUGGAAGGAAAGCUUAGUCCAUUCAGAUUUUGGAGCGCUUCAAGACUCUUGGAAGAAUAGAUGAGUUUACUCUUCCCAUCCUUAACUUCUCCCAUCUUAAGGACAAUGGACCCUUCAGAUAGCUUUGGCUGCUCUCUGUUGUCAUUGACAUCACCUCUGUGUAGCACAAAUGACCACUACGCUGGAGUCACUCCCCUGCCAAGGGCUCUGAUCAAUGCUGGGCAUUGUCACUGGCCUGGUCUCGGAGAAGGGACUCGUCCCCACAUCCAAGGACAAUGCAGCUCAUCGCUGGAUUCGCAGCCAAGGGAGCAUUACAAAUGCUAAACACUGCUUUUUUUUAUUUUAUCACACUGAAGCUGCUUUGUCUCAAGAAACAUCUUCCAGAUGGCAACAUAAAGGCAUCUUUGCAGUAGCUUAUAAUUCAGGCCAGUGUCUCUUUCAUGGUCAUGCUCCUGGAUUUUUUGACGUUACUCACCACGGCUGCAGAGCUGAAGAAGGGCAUUAAGUGGGAAACGCAGCCUCAUUGUCCAUGCCACAUACUGGCACACGAAAUCAUAGCUAACCCCAAGGGCAGGAUUAGAUACGGGGUCCAGCCCUUCAAGUGGUCAGCUUACAAGCUGCAGUCUGACCUGGAGGAAGGAUGCUGUAGCUCAGCAACAUCUCAUAUGCAAAUGAGGGAUCUCUUCUUACUUCCCAUCAGCAUCAAAUCAGGCAACAAGUCCACCAGCUGAGGAACAGGUCAGAGAGGCUGCAGAUGAUGGGAUCCCUUGCAGGACAUGGCCAGUGUCUCAGAUGGCAGUAUCUCAUGCCUUCUGAGCAACCCGUCCUGUUUUAGGUCCCAAAAGCCAAGCAGCAGACAAAACUGAUUAAAAAUUAAGAAGCCUCCUAGUAGACCAGCAGAGUAAUAUUUUUCCCAACAUCACCAAGAGUUUAGAGGCAAGAAGCGUCCUAACAAAAGCACUAUAGUGCAGUGUUAGAAGCAGAAGCAGAGAUUGGCAGUGGAUGGCGUUCAUCGCCUGUCUCGGAUGGUGCUGUUUGCUUAUCUACCCAGGUGAAAGGAAGAGACGUCAGUGGAAACACGGGAGCUCAUCAUUCACAAUCAAGUGGAAGGCAAGAAACUUCUCUUUUCAAAAGUACAAGUCAAACAGAAAAUCAAAACAUGCCAAGCUUUUCCAGGAGCUUCAAAAGAAGAUCUUCAAAAAGGCUGAUUAUUCUCUAAAUAGAUUUCCUGAUGUACGUCCCUCCCUCCCUGCUUAUGUCUGUCACCCCUUUUAUAAGUCCUGUAAUGAUGAAAGGUCCGGUUAAUUCAACCAUCAUCGAGUCUGAAGGAUGCCCUUGGAGAUAAUAUCCAACCUUCCAGCGCUGCUAUAUACCAAUGCUGGUCCUUGAUCUCAAACACGGUACCUUUCCAUUACCUUGAUGAAAUGCAGUUGCUAAAAAUCUUUUAAAGGAAAGACAUCUACACGUGGUGGUUUUGUUCUCCUGGUCAUAACCUAACUCAAGCCUAGGCAAACAAUCAGCAACAACAACCCGGUCAUUUGGCCACUGUCCCUUGUUCACAUUGUCCAUCUAUGAGAUACAAUUUUCCAGAAAUUUCUUUUUCACCAUUGCCUGAUGAAUUUUUUUGGACAGAGCUCCUGCCAGCAGUUUCAAGCAAAUUUGUGCUUAAUGUUGAUGCUACAGAACAGCCAGGUGAUUAAGUACAGUCUCUCUUUACCCUCCAUCACUGGUUGGGCAAGCCCUUUUUCUGAAUUCAUUCUCCAACCAGACCAAGUUUGGCCCUGUCCCCCAUCAGUGUAGCACUGAGACUGAAGGAAGUCUUGGCAACAGGCCUGAAAUUCCCAGAAACCCAGCCUGGAUCCCACGCAGCGCUCAUCUCAAGAGACCUUGGCUCCAGCACAUGAACCAUCACUGGGCUCUGGUGGCUCUUCGGCCAUCCAGCUCACACGGGUCAGGCUCGCUCCAGACCCCAAAACAAAUCUGAAGCUGUUACCCAAACCACACUAUGCACUGCGAGAUGCCAACUCCCAUAACAUCAAGCAAGGAGAAGCACGUCAGGUCCUUCACCCAGCAGAGCACCAUGCAUGCCCAGGACCCCCACAGCCUUUCAAAGUCACCUCUUUUUCUAACCUGGAAGGAAACACCAAGGGACUCUCUCAUCUCUCACCCAAUUUUGUUUUUCCUCUGUUUCCAUUCCUGCCAGACCUCCAAGUCCACCUUUCCACCACACACUGCACUAAAACAUAACCAAAGAAAAAAAAAAAAAAAAAGAAAGAAAGAAAGAAAGAAAGAAAGAAAGAAAGAAAGAAAGAAAGAAAAAGGCCUGAAAGGAAAAGCUGCUUUAGUGAAGAGAUCCUUAAGACAGCAUUUAUAAACAAGCAAUUUGGGGGAAGAAAGAGGCCAGGCCUUCCCCAAAGUAGCUGGGUUUUGGAAGAAGGAUGCUGGAAGAGUCUCAGAGCCACACAAAGGUUGGGAAGAAGCCUUUGCUUCUAACUCCUUAUCUUUGCAUUACUUUACCAUGGGUAUCUCAAAGCAUAGUACCAGCCUACUUGCCCUCUUGCCCCAACCUCUUACCUCCUUCCCAAAGUGAUGCUUACCCCAGGUGAAGCAUUGGCGCGUGGAAAGCACAGGUCACGCCACUUUCAUCCCCAGUGUUGCGGCAGGUGAGGACGAGAGCAGUGGUGUCGCCUUGCUGGGGUGGCCCUGUGCCCACAACAGGCUUAGACUGACCUGCCAAAAUACAGCAGGAGCCAAAAUGCCCCCCCGGUGCAUCACCUCCACGGCAGCACAUGCCCUUCAUCCAGACCCAGAGCCACCCUCCAGGCACAUCCCCACCGUCACACCCCGGGGUGACCACGGACCCCCUGCCCUGUGCUCCUCAGCAAUGCCCACAAGCUUCGACCUUACCAGACACUGUCAAAGAGCCCUCACUGCCCCCCAAAAAACCAACUUUAAAUCAUGCUUACACCCUCUAACGAAGGGCUCUGUCCCAGGGCCAAGCAAGAAGCCCAUCCCUGUUUCUGCCAACCGAGCACCCUAGGAUGGCCAUCAAACCCAACUGAGCCCCCUGGGGACCACCAGUACCCUCCAGGGUCACCUUCCCCCUUCCUUAAACCUGAUGGUACCCAGAUGGUGGUGGCAGCUCCUCGCCCCUUCCAGGGGAGAGGUUUGGGGUAAGGGCUGGGGAGAUGCUGAUGCCCAGACCCACCUCGGUACCCAGCCCACAGCUCUCCAGGUGUCAGUGGUUUCUCAGAAGGAUGGUGACACAAAGACCUAAACAAACAAACGAGCAGCCCCCUGUGUACAGGUGUUACCCUGAAAUUAUGUUUAUUACUUAAAAAAAAAAAAAAUUAAAAAACAUAAAUAAGAAGGAAGAUCUGAUGAACUCAAACACAAACCAAUGCAACCAAAUGAGGGGGAAGAUAAAAGCAAAUAAAUGCAUAAAUAAAAUAAAUAAUAUAAAUAAAUAAUAUAUUAAAACAACCCUCCCUGCCCUUUAAUGAAAACGUAGCUCGGAGAAUGGGAUCGACGCUUGUUAACCAUUGUUAACUAGUAUUUUUAGUCCUGACCGCUCUUAGGCUAUGUAUAGUUCCUUUUUUUAAUGCAUUUUCUAUACAUUAAUAAAAGAUA